UCAUCCGGAGUCAACUAGCAUGCCCGUUUAUGUACUACAUGGAACGAGGCUUAGGAUAACUCAGAAGCAUCCUGGCUUAUACUUACUACCGUAGACAGGUCGAUUCCCCCUAUCAAAGGCGUCCGUCAGACUGAACGCCACUGUCAUGUCAAGCCUCCUUGGUUGCUCAACUUUAUAUUUAAACUCCAUUAUAGGAUAUGAUGAAACUGCAAAGCAGGUUCCCGAAAGUGUCUUGCAACCCGUCACAAGCGUUGGACAUCCCAGCCUUAUCGACCCCUCUGAUGCGCCAGGUUUUCCCGAAGGUGGUUUUACCGCUUGGAGCACAGUGCUGGGCGCUUUCUUGAUCCAAUUCUGUGGUUUUGGAUAUACCUCCGCUUACGGUGUCUUCCAGGACUUUUACACUCAAACAUACCUGACCAAUUCCACACCAUCUGCAAUCGCCUGGAUAGGAAGUGUUAAUGGAUUCUUGUUAUUAUCAAGUGGUCUCGUGUCAGGACGGAUGGUUGACCGGGGCACAUUCUACCCUGUGAUGAAAAUCGGCUGUCUCCUUCAAUGCUUCUUCCUUUUUAUGCUGUCUCUGGCAAAACCGGGUGAAUAUUAUCAAAUAUUCCUUUCCCAAGGUAUCGGUUUCGGUAUUGCAAUUGGCCUUACGAAUGUUCCCUCUAUCGCCGUAGUAUCGCAUCACUUCCAGCGACGCAGAGCUGUUGCGAUGGGAAUUGUCGCUGCGGGGGCGUCGCUGGGUUCAAUCUUGCACCCCGUCAUGCUCAACAAUCUUAUUAAUGGAAGACUUGGCUUUGCAAAUGGUGUCCGUGCCAGCGCAGGCUUGAGUGGUGGCCUGCUUUUCAUCGCAAAUCUCCUGAUGCGAACGAGGCUUCCACCACAAUCAAAGGCCGUUAACUACACCCGUGUUUUGCAAAACUCAUCGAGAGAUGGUGCUUACAUUUGUGCUUGUGUAGGGCUGGCUGCUUUUGAGGUCGGAUUCUUCUUCGAAACAUUUUAUCUCCAGUUAGAUUCCACCCUGCAUGGUCUAAGCCGAAGAUUUUCGUUUUAUUCACUUACAAUCCUUCAUUCUGGUUCUUUCAUCGGAAGACUUACUGCGGGUAUUGUCUCUGCCUACGUGGGCAUCCCGAAUACAUUCGUUGGCUCUUCAUUAAUAUCCUCCGCUGUAAUAUUUGCAAUGGUUGGCUUGCACUCGGUGGUCAGUGUAGUUAUGAUAGCUGUAAGCUAUGGGUUCUUUUCCGGAGGCCUUGUGGCAAUGAUGGGCCCGUUGAUAUCGUAUCUAACUCCUGAAAUCUCACAUAUUGGCGCGCGGAUGGGAAUAGCAUUUGCAAUAUCUAGCUUUGGAUCACUCCUGGGUCCACCUAUUUGUGGGGCUUUCCUGACGUCGCGUUACAUCUGGUGGAAGGCUGCUAUAUUUGCUGGGAGCGUCGCUACUGGCGGCUGCAUCAUGUUUGUAUUCAUGCUAGUCAUCUUGAGGAUCCGUCAAAAGACUUCAAAUGUUUACUCCAAGGAAGCUGGUGUCUGAUUUGUGUCACCCCGGCAUGUAUGUAAAGUCAAGAACCCCGAUUCACGUUGUACGUGAGUACUGAUUGUCAAUGGGUUAUGAUGUCAUGAGAAUAAAUGUCGCUAAUAAUGUCGCGAAGUGUACCGAGUUACACAGACGCCGUU
Messenger RNA from Suillus subaureus, 1668 nucleotides. Its product is annotated as MFS general substrate transporter. Gene Ontology annotation, cellular component: fungal-type vacuole membrane. The transcript is spliced from 16 exons. The record is from RefSeq and is a predicted model, not a curated record. Gene Ontology annotation, molecular function: transmembrane transporter activity. Gene Ontology annotation, biological process: transmembrane transport. Bases 146 to 1525 code for a protein of 459 amino acids. Lineage: Eukaryota; Fungi; Basidiomycota; Agaricomycetes; Boletales; Suillaceae.